Messenger RNA from Lecanosticta acicola, 405 nucleotides. The record is from the annotation of a GenBank genome assembly. NCBI's taxonomy places the organism in Eukaryota, Fungi, Ascomycota, Dothideomycetes, Mycosphaerellales, Mycosphaerellaceae.
AUGAAACUCUCAAUCAGCUUUCUCUUUAUCCUUUGUUUGGUGGUGCUCGCAUUCGCGGCGGAACAACCCUCGAAGCAGGUGAUCGUGUCGUACCCAAAGGAUACUCCUGAGUACGUCCUUGAGGAGGCGAAGGAAGCCGUGAGGAAGGCAGUAGGUCUCGCGCCGCCACUUUAGUUGCCGAUGUAAAGCUCACUGCGCGUCCAGGGCGGAGUGAUUCUGUAGGCAGCCUGCCCCUUUGAUCGACGCCUGUCAUGAGCUAACCCAACGACCAGCCACGAAUACAACCUCAUCAAAGGCUUCGCUGCGAAGACCUCCGAAAGUGUCAUGCAGAGUGUGCAAGCAAUGGGUGCGAAGAGCAACGUUCUCAUUGAAGAGGAUAAGACCGUGAGCAUCAACAAGUCGUAG